CUGGUGUUCAAGAACUCUAAUAUAUGAAUGUUGGGCUCUGCUACUAUCUCUCGUCAGAAACUGCUACUAUCUGUCCGUGUUGUUCAUCUUGAUUCUCAUGAUGUCGGAGUAGAUGAUUGCUCCGUUUGUUGAAUGUGUCGAGGAAGGGUUAUCGGUUCGUUGUGGAGAACGAGGCCGAAUGUGUCGAGGAAGGGUUGUCGGUAUCGGCUCGUUGUGGAGAACGAGAUAAACAUCUUCGGAUUGACGAGUUUUCGUGAAGGUCUGUCUGUCAUUUCGUUGUCCUUCGGUCAUGGUCGAGAUUUUUCUAGUAGAGCAUAAUGGAACCUCACAUUUGCGCAAAUAAAUUUCUGGUCCGUUUUCAGUUCAUCUGGCUCCCACGAUUUCCUCACCCACAACGUCAUCAACCGUUUUUGUACUUGGACUAGAUUUUAUCUGAACACCGUCCUCCAGAUAGUCCUCUUAGACUUUGUUCAGCAUUCAUAAAAGCACUUAGAAUACGUAAACGCACCACUAGAGUCAUCAUCGUCAUCGCCUUCUUCUCCUAGAGUAGUGGUACAACAACUAGAGGUGGACAUCGACAUCAAUUUGAACAUCUUCUUCUGAAAGACAAGUCCAUCAAAUACUUGCAGGCGUACUUCUUCCUCUGAAAGAAUCCCGCAAAUAGUUGUAGUUGUACUCAGAAAAGUCGUAAGUCCAAUCCGAACCGACUAACGUCAUCCGUUGUAGUUGUGCACGUCCGAAAGUAGCACAAAACAAGAAAGAUGGAACACCCAUUGAGUCCUUCCGCGGCCAUUAACAAGGCCAAGAAGAGGAAGCCCUACUUAAGGCUAGUUUUUCACCAUAAUCCUGAGAGGAGUAUGCGUAUGCGGAGUGGAGUCGGUCCUCGUCUCACUUGAUGUUGAUUUUUUAAUGGGGAAACAAACCGUAUGUGGUUCUGGAGUUGUGUGCUGAGCGGAGUCCUCUACUGCUUCCCUAUGUAUCAUAGAGACCAAGCCUUGGCAAGGGGAACAAAAAGAAAAAGGGAAACUCAAGGGGAACAAACCAAACUUGAUUUAAAGGGGAAACCAAGUAGGAAGGUGAUAUGUGUUCUUAGUACUCACUCCUCCAGGGAUAGUGUUACUGUUAGUGAAAAACUAGCGCUAAAGUAAGUCGCCACUUCCCCCAGUAAGAACUCCGACCUCGCAAAGUUCGAAAAAGAUCCAGAAAAGAAGCGUCUGGUACAAGGACCCGAGAACCACAGCAAUGCGAUCUUGUACUUUUUAUUUGGUGUUUGUGUUUGUAGUUGAAAGUUCACGUUGUUACCUCAAGAACUUGAAGAAAAAGGAUCAACUAGAACUACAUUAAAAUCUUUUUCAACAACAUAUAACCUCUGAGGUUGAGCCUCAUGAUACAUUUUGAGGAUACUCAUUCUGACCAAGUUUUCCGUGAAAAAAUGUUAGUGUCUUCAUACAUAGGACUCACAUGUUGGAAAUUAUAGUGCUGAAAGCAGACAGAUUGCGCAUCAUGCUCUCACUAACCAAGGUUUUUUGGUGAGGAAGGAGAGGACAUGGAAGCCCCAUUGCAGAUUACAGGAGCACCUGCAGGUGGAUCGGAGUUAUGGCAACAACUACUUAGACGCUAGGGUAUAGAACAGGUUGAGAAGAAUAAAGAUAGCAGUUAUGCUCUAUGCACAUCUGCUCGUGUGCGUUAAUAUCUUAGAGUGGGAACUUUUCCAGCAUCUGAGAGUAGGAAGAACAGAAUCGUACAAUUACUAACUUGUACUUCGGAAUACCCGAUGAAAUUGAAAUAGAGGGACUUCGGAACAGCCGAAAUAGUAUUCAAUGCACAGACCGUACACGUUUACGAUCAUGCUACUCGGUAGGAGAUGAAAGAAUGGAACGCGUAACAGACAAACGCUGAGCACGUCCAUGCUAACAUGAUUAGGUAGAUGAAGACCACUCAGACGAACUACUUCUAUGUGAAGAUCUUCAUAUCGCUUGUCCCCAUUACUUAGGUGACUAUCCUAUGUAGUACAAGUAGUACAACUGCUAAAAAGUUAGAAGAGGCAGGAUCACCACAUAAAACAUGUUGCGAAGAACUCUCUCUCUCUCUAUCUCCGAUGCUUUCUCUAUCUCUGAUACAACUUUCUCUAUCUCUGAUACAACUUACUCUAUCUCUGAUACAACUUACUCUAUCUCUGACACUUUCUCUAUCUCUGAGACUUCGUCUAUAGCAUGAUUAUGUUAAUGAAUACUCAAAUGGUUUUAGCAUGAAGAUUAUGUUAAUGAAUACUCAGAUGAACUUCUAUGUGAUACAACUUUCGAAAAAAGCCUCCUCCUACUUCUCCUCUAAAGCAAGGAUACGCCGCAACUGAGUCCGCUCAGGCAUAUGGGCAGGAAUCAACUUACUUGGCGGGUCAGGCCACGGUACAAGAAAUGGAUGUCGCCAUUAUGUUGCACAUGCAGGACUAUACUAAACCAUACACAUGACGUAAAGUCUUCUUUUUCUUAGUACUUCUCCUCAAUUGGUUUUGGUAGAAGAAGUAGGAGAGUCGUUUCUUUAUUAAGUGCUCUAAGGCCGAAGAGGUUAGUUACAUUUAAUGGGUAGAAGCUCUGUUGCUUAUCAUUCUACUGACAAGUAAUGAAGUUCUGUUGCCUGUCAUUCUGCUGACAAGACACUAAGUUCUGUUGGCUAUCAUUCUACUGACAAGUUAGUAACUAAGUUCUGUUGCCUGUCAUUCUGCUGACAAGCACAAGUAACUAAGUUCUGUUGCCUGUCAUAGUCAUUCUGCUGACAAGUAACUAAGUUCUGUCGCCUAUCAUUCUACUGACAAGUGAGUAACUAGGUUCUGUUGCCUAUCAUUCUACUGACAAGUUAGUAACUAAGUUCUGUUGCCUGUCAUAGUCAUUCUGCUGACAAGACACUAAGUUCUGUUGGCUAUCAUUCUACUGACAAGUGAGUAACUAAGUUCUGUUGCCUGUCAUUCUGCUGAGAAGUAACUAAGUUCUGUUGCCUAUCAUUCUACUCGUAACUCUGACAUCAGGUAACUAAGAUCUUUUCGCAUUGGCUAUCAUUCUACUGACAAGUAUUAACUAAGUGUAUGUGUAAGUUGUUCUCUGUGCAGGAUUCGCAACCUAACCUAACCCUAUCAUUCUACUCCUGACAAGUAACUACUAAGUUCUUUAUUUGGCUAUCAUGUGUCUACUAAGUUCUUUAUUUGGCCUCCAGUAUUGUAAUUGUGCCCUACUCGCACAUAUCAGAGCAGUCCUUUCUUGUAGGCUACUCUCAUAUACCUGCAUACACAUUUCUCCAGAUGAUAAUGAUCCUUGUACCCUACUCAAGUAGGUGGUUCUACUCGAACCCGAAUCGUCCCAGCCGUUGCGGCCUGGCCGCGGUGCAGCGGACCCUCAACCUUCACCUUAACCUUACCCUACUCGCGUAGCCAUUUUGGCUCAAGGGACCAUACAACGAAAGCAUUUAACUAGUCUAACUACUAAGUAUAGCCGCUGCUCUAACGUAUGGCAGUCCCUCUGUGGUCCCUGCACCCUAACCUCACCUAGCCAAACUCCUCUAAUGAAGAACGCGAGGCGACUGGAUGGCAUGUCACUGUUGCUAUCGGGAACAUUGCUAUGUUUAAGGCUGCGAUGAUAGGUCAUCCUCGACAGAUGAAGAAAGAGUAUUUUUACUCUUUCUAAUAUGUAUAAUAAAUGAACAGGAGUACUAGUUUCUCGAUCUUUUUGCGAAUAAAGAAAAAUCUUAUACCAUCUGAUUUGCGCAUCCUAUACCCCCUGAUUGGGUACACUACGACUAAAAAAGGAUGUAAUGGUAAAUGAGUACGGUCUUCAGGUACAGGCCAAACUGUGGACGACGAGUCAACGCCCAGCCUAACCUAAAUGAAAUGUUAGUGGAGAAGAAGAUCGAGAAGAUCAAGAUGGAAAUGAAGAAAUAUGAUAUGAGGAGAGUGGUCAACACGAGUGGUCUCGAUGAAGCUCUCUGCUCCGCUAAAUAUUACUCUUCAUGCUACCUCCUGCUCCUCUUAAUGCUACCUCCUCUAAAAUGGACUUGAUAUUGCCGCUACAAAUCUGGGUCGAGGUAGCCUUCCACCUAACAACGGGUCAUGCUGUUUGGACUGGGGCGUUAGCCGCGGAUCCGACCAAGGGGGCUGGGCAACUUUUACGGCCCACAUUACAUAUUUAUAAGUAAACGUAACUCAAAAGUCCUUUCAUCUAUUCGAAAUCUUGAAAUAUGCGAGUAGCUACUCGUACUCGGUUGCUUCAGAUCUUUUAUCCACAAAUUAGUAUACUACAGUGAAAAGUAGACAAAUUUGUCGGGCUGCGACAUAAAACGCAACAAGGUGCACCACCUCGCGCUAGGCACAUUCAUUCACUCACUCACUCACCCACUCACUCACUCACUCACUCACUCACUCACUCAUCUACGUCUGUGCAAUUGUUUUUUUGACUAUCAAGUUAACUAAGGAGAUUGGCAACCACCUUGUAGUAAAUAAAAAGCUAAACUCUCUUGUAGCUCGCUCCUUUAUGUACCCAUCUGAUGUGGGCGCUCUGUUACAACCUAUCUUCCUCGCAGUUGUUAAUCAGAGUAUUCGUUGACAAAAACCACAUCUGACAAGCCGCUUGAUGACAGUACGCCUACGCUAGUUGUGCUUGUGAAUGUGAUUCAUCUAAAUAAGAUGGAAUCUCUGAUGUCUUUUCUACCUCGUAAUAAUAUUAUAGCUUAGUUUGCUGAAGGAUAAACAUAGACUAUCUAUUUUAAUCCAAUUCAUACAUAUACGACCCAUUCCCAUACGCACACUCUUCCGAAGCAAGAGAAAGCUCUUGAUUUGACAGAUCGGAUCUCUGCUUCUACUCACGUGGGAGCGAGACGAAAAAUUUACAAUUUAGUAUGUUCUUGAUGCUGUUGGGUUUGAAUCUAAUUCAACACAGCGACAUGCAAAUCAAACCCCCCAAUAUGAAUAUGCGUGGACCCUCGAUGUUCGACUUAAGGCGAAAGUACUAUCAUAAAAAAUUUUACUCUAAAGAAGUAAGUAGGAAGAUUUGGGAACGUGGUAUCAAUCUUAAAGCAGCAGAAUCUUUCUAAAAAUUCUCCUCCAAUUUAUUCUUCUUAUAGGUAGGAAGAUUCUUCAUCAUUUUCCUAAUAAUUCUCCUUACAAGGAGGAACAAGAUUCUUGAUCAUAUCAUACAUUUCCUAAUUCUCCUGACAAGGCGGAACAAGAUUCUUGAUCAUAUGUUUCCUAAUUCUCCUUCUACUUACUUAGGUAGAAUGAAGAUUCUUGAUCAUCUUAUCCUUAAGUACUCCUGAAAAAGUAGGGUGAUAUUAUAAUAGAUAACUUCCUUAAGUAACUAAGAUGCUAUACACUUCUAAGACGAGAACGCCUCCGUGAAGCUCAAGAAAUGCAGCACGGCAACAUGGGUCGCCAUGACGACUUUGCAAAUCAAGAUUUUCAAAAAAUGAAACAGCAGCAUGCAGCUGCAUUCGAUGCAGGACGAUUUGGCCAUGAUGCAAAUGCGUUGGAUCGUGCGAUGAAGCUUAAGGCAUCCACCAGCAUAGAAAGACUUUGUUUGUUUGAGAAGAUAUAAUGCACUUUGGUAUUCCUCGUCCCCUCUCAUUUUACUCGCACUUUGGUAUUCCUCUCAUUAAAUAAAAAUUCCAACAGCGACCUCUUGCCAGGCACAUCAAUCAGUCAAUCAAUCAGUCAAUCAAGCAGUCAAUCAAUCAGUCAAUCAAUCAGUCAAUCAAUCAGUCAAUCAAUCAGUCAGUCAAUCAAUCAGUCAAUCAAUCAGUCAAUCAAUCAGUCAAUCAAUCAGUCAAUCAAUCAGUCAAUCAAUCAGUCAAUCAGUCAGUCAGUCAAUCAAUCAAUUACCUAACACAGUUAAAGUCAAAGCCAUUCUCACACCGGUUACCUAACACAUACGGAGUCAGUGUCAGAGUCAAAGUCAUUACCGAACACAGUUAGACAGAUGUCUGUCCUUGCUCACGUGAAGAACUUCUAGUUAACCACUUAAGUUAGUAAAUAGACUAAGACUGAGUUGUUCUUUUUUAGUAGUAUCUCACCUCGCCAAUGGCAGAAGUCAAGAUGGCCACCCGAGAUGCAUGAUGGUGAAUUUCCUUUCUGGUCGUUUUGUUUCCUUCUAGGCCCGGAUAGAUUCAUCUGCUGUAGAGAUAGACUCAUCUGCUGGGUGGACUGAUACGAGCAAUAAGCCCUAAGCCUAACCUAAUCUCUCUAACCAAUCCUCCUCGAGUUUUGUUGAGUCUCACCCUCAUCAAGCUGUAUUCGACUCCGUCGCGGGGAUGGCUUCGGACCCACCAUAUGGCGUAUUACAAUCGUUCUUCGCAACCUUGUUAAAAAAGACAAACAUGAAGAUGUCGACUUUAGGAAAGCUACGCUGUUAAUAUGUGAAUUUGUUUAAGUUGUACUUUGUUCACGAGCUUCUACUUUCCACAAGAACCACGAACAGCACACGUGGACGAAGAGUUCUAAUUGGGCGGAAAUUUUCCUCAAAAAAUUUUCUUUUUUCGUAGUCGUGAAGCUCACCUCUCGCUCUCCGAGGCGACCCAAUAAUUCCUAUCCUAUCCUAGUCAACAAGCAACAAUAGUCGACUUGGAGCGUAUCCUAGUCAACAAGCAACAAUCAACAACUCCUCCAGUGGUCGAUCGUGAUUUUGAUGGUGGUUUCGAUCGUGCUUUGCCAAAUUAUCGCAUGUUGCGGUUGCUGUGGCCCGAUGAGACCGAUGGGAGGCUCCGGUUUGAACUUUAUGGUCGGAGGGUGAACACGAGCAACUUCUUGAUCUUGUCGUAGUAGGACACCAACUUCUCGUAUUGCUUCACUGGUUCUCACUAGUAGAGACGUGUUGGUGGUAUUAAUAAUCAAUGAUAGGAGAUCAUUGCUACUAUAGUACUAGAACGAAGUACAACUUUUUUUCGGGUGCGUACUGGGUUUCAGUUCUUGCCAGUAUUGUUAUCUUCGGAUGAGAGAUCUGGUUCUUCUUAGCAGCAACAUCAUGUGUAUGUGUUCGUGUUUGUUAGAGAAAAAAAGGAAGAAAAAAUUUUUUUCCUCCAAAAAGUAAAAGUUACCCUAGGUCAGAAGAUUAGAUGCAUCUUCAAUUAGAUUAUAUAGGCUUACUUAGUACUAGUAGGAGGACAUCACGCACGACCACCACCACGGACAGCACAACCUGGACAAGUAGUCACCUUAUAAAGAAAUACUUUAGUGAACAUUCAUGAUCCUACUAGUAACUCAGUUCCUGGUGAACACGCAGGACCCAAGGGAAAAACUACAUGCUUCUUGAACUAGAGAUUAGUGCAGAUCUGACAUGGUGAACUAGAGAUUAGUCAGCACAACAGGCACCUUCACGUUCACAGCUUCUUUUUGAAGAUGAAGUAUUUGAUUUUCACUUCUUCAAGAAAUUGUCUCUUACAACUUUCUUGAAUUACAGAACUACAAGUCUUCAACUACUUCUAUCUCCUUCGUGAAGAAAUCUCUUGCUCUUACAACUUCUUCUAAGAAAACUGGACUUGUGUGGACCGCGGUGGCUGUGAAUCUGGUGAUCGUCAUUCUGGAAUGCGUCCGACCAUCGGUGCGAUUGUUCGGGUUUCACGCCAUGACGUACAACUUCUUUUUCCUUCAAUGAAUUAUCAUUAUCAAUACUCGUUAGUUAGCUAUUGCUGUAAGAGUUUCAAGUUGGAAGUGGUCCUUCUUCUUUCCGACCAAUUAUCCAAAUGAAUCUCAAGUCAGUCUCAAUCUUCAAUAUGAAUCCCAAAUAUAAUGAACGACCACUAAGAAAUACACACAACCUAACCUAUCCUAACGUGUCCUAUCCUAACCUGGAUCCUAACCUAUACUACACUAUCCUAACCUAUACUACCCUAGUAUCCUAACCUAUCUUAUUCUAACCUAUCCUAUCGCUAUCCCAUCCUAUCCUGUUGCAAGAAUUACAACUAAUAUUAUAGGACGACCUCUGGCUUGGGUAAAAUCAUUAUCAUCAUCAUCCUAACCAGGGCGCUUUCGAUCCUACCGUCUUUGAUUUGCAUGACUGGAUUGAUGGGCGGAUAUUUUUCUUCGCUGAAGAAAUAGUAACUGCAGAGCGGAGGCAAUGUGGAGGCUGUGGUAGGUAGUGAGAAAGGUAAAAAGAGGACAAUGACUGAGUAAGUAUGCUAAGAGGAUAAUAACCUAAGAGGAUAGACUAGAUCUCAGUAGAGGUAGUAACCUAAGAGGAUCCUCUCAGUAGAAGUGAGGAUCACCAUGUUGAUCUCAGAGGAUCAUGAAAUGCUGAGGCACAGAGGAUCAUGAAUAAAUGCUGAGGCACAGAGGAUCAUGAAAUGCUGAGGCACAGAGGAUGGCGAAAUGCUGAGGCACAGAGGAUGGCGAAAUGCUGAGGCACAGAGGAUGGCGAAAUGCUGAGGCACAGAGAAUGGUAGACUAAAUGCAUGACGAUAUGACAUGAUGAAUGACAUGAAUCGGGCAUGAAAUACGUAAACUGCAUAGAUAUUGAUAUCUUCAAUUUAUUAGACGUAAACUGCAUGGAUAAGGAUAUUUCAAUUUCAUAAUUAAACAUUUACACCGUUGCGAAUUUGCGAUCACACGCACACACACACACACUGUUAGUUUGGAAUUAAUUACAGAUCUUUAUCGGAAUAGUUAGAGUUGUCUGUAAUCUGUAUUACUACUCUUGACUUGGACCACAAGAAAUGCAUACUUUCUUAUUCAAAAUAUUGACGUGGAGGUACGCAAAAUAUUUAUCCCUUCUUACUUCACGACGUGUAACUAACUUACUAACAUUUCUGCGUCAUGAAUGAAUUUCGACAUUAUGACAUCAUUACGUAGAAGAAAUUGAACGUGAACAAGAUGCGUAUAUGCAAAUGCAUCAAGACUUUCUCGAUUUAUCUAGAAUGAAUGGAACACACUACCUAGUAACUACUUCGGCCGUACAUUAGGCCCUGUGGAGGAAUUGACGGCCAUUGGCUCGGUCAGAUACAUAAACACAUAGGCGCGCCAAUACAUCGACAAAGAAUAGGACUUCGGCCGUACUACACUUGGCCCAUAGGCCCACACGGCUGCGCAACACUAUGCGCCAUCGAGCUUGCGCGCUACCAUGCGCCCAUGCGAUUCCACGCACGCGCGCAAUACCGUGCGCCUACACCCCAGCAUACGUCCGCGCACUAAAGUAACGACACUGACUGGAAACGGAGCGCCGUCGGAUUGUCGGCAUAGCAUGGCGUAGUCUAGUAUAGCAUAGCCGAGCACAAAACACCCUCCGGCCGUACACCUGGCCCACAGGACUGCAGACGGCCAUCGACAAACAUGGCCAGCUUCGCCCCCCUCCGCCGCUUGCCAAUACAAUGGCCGCGGGCUGUGCCUCUUCCGCCAAUGCAUUGGUGUGCGCAAUACACGCGUCACCAUGCGCCCACGCGCUACCAGGCGCCCACGCGCUGCCAUGCGCCCAAGCGCUACCAUGCGCCCCCGCGCUACCAUGCGCCCGCCCGCGCGCGUCCAUGCGCCCACGCGCUACCCACCAUGCGCCCACGCGCUAAUGCGUUGCGCCUAAGGGUUCGAGUGCUGCAUCAUAAAGGCCGUUGGUUGCACAUAGCCCCAGGAUUACACUCCUGAGCGAGCGAGGAAUGAACUCGAAGCCUCUGCAUAGAAACAAACCUGAUCCCCCGGGUUCAAAAAAAAAGACUCAAUUAAUUUCCGCACUGGCCAAACUGGGACGCCGCUUAUCGUUGUGUGCUCCUCGGCGGUGUGAUGAAGCAGAAAGUCUACAAGGCAGGAGCAGUCUGGGCACUGGUUGGCCGUAGUGCUCGGGGGCCCGACACAUCGGCGGCGUUUCUGCUAGCUCUCAAGUAGUACCUGCCCGGAGGUGCAUAGUUUGAGGGCCCUCCACGUAUGACAAUAAUAAUAGUAAUAAUAAUAAUAGUAAUACUUCUACCUAGUAACGCGGCGAAAAAUGCAAAACAUUCGACCUGGGAUUGGGAAUAUUAUUGAACAAGUCAGACGCGGAUCAACAUCAAGAACAAGAGCAGGAAGUUAAAGUAACUGGGAACAAAUAAGACAAUACUGGGUCAUUUCCAUAAAU
This is a messenger RNA of Amoebophrya sp. A25, 10070 nucleotides long. The record is from the annotation of a GenBank genome assembly. NCBI's taxonomy places the organism in Eukaryota, Dinophyceae, Syndiniales, Amoebophryaceae.